Messenger RNA from Aspergillus nidulans FGSC A4, 1926 nucleotides. Its product is annotated as Zn(II)2Cys6 transcription factor. Gene Ontology annotation, molecular function: zinc ion binding; DNA binding; DNA-binding transcription factor activity, RNA polymerase II-specific. Gene Ontology annotation, biological process: positive regulation of transcription by RNA polymerase II; regulation of DNA-templated transcription; DNA-templated transcription. Gene Ontology annotation, cellular component: nucleus. The record is from RefSeq and is a predicted model, not a curated record. NCBI's taxonomy places the organism in Eukaryota, Fungi, Ascomycota, Eurotiomycetes, Eurotiales, Aspergillaceae. The transcript has 6 exons. Bases 1 to 1926 code for a protein of 641 amino acids.
AUGCAGACUCUGACCACAGAAACCCGGGUUGCUAAGCGACGUCGGCGGCGGAUCCCUCUGUCCUGCGAAUCCUGCCGCGUCAGGAAAUUGAAAUGUAAUAGAGAGAAGCCGUGUCAAAAUUGUACUGCUCGGGGAGAGGAGUCAGCAUGUAUCUUUCAGAGAUCGACACAUGGAGCUCUGUCAUCUUCUAGUAUAGAACAGAAUGGCCACUCGAUGCGCGAACGGAUUGACCGCUUGGAGGAGAUGGUCAAGCGACUUAUCAGCUGCAACCAGAGUGACCCGUCAACCGUUGCUCCAUCUUCCAAUGGCUUCUCCAGUGGCUCUUCAGCACUGAGAGGUGUAGAUGCUCGUAGUUCAACUAGCAUUAGCGCACUGAAGGCGGCAUGGGAUGAGCCCCCGAACGAAUCAGUUGUCUCGCAUACCUUGACGAACUCGGUUGAUGGGACCAGUCUGCUUUUCGGCCAUGUUCAGCGGGUAGAUAUCCUAGAGAUCCUGUCGUCCCUGCCGCCGAGAAAUGAAAUGAGUAAACUCAUCCAGUGGUUCUUCGAUAGAAAGAACUUUCCCAUAUCCGUUCCUCCCAUCAUACAUGAACCAACCUUUAUUCGGGAGUAUAACACCCACCUGAACAAUCCGUCUCAAAGCAAUGUCAUCUGGAUCGGAUUGCUUUUCUCCAUCCUUGGAAUUAUAACUCUCGCCAUGCAGCUUGGGGAACAAGGAUACCAAAAAGAGGCUGAGGAACGAUUCCAUCUGUACCGACUACGAACAUCACAGUGUCUAUUACUUGGUGAUAUUGCCAAAUGCUUGCCAUAUACGGUCGAGACAUUGCGUUUCAAUGCGACCGCCGAACUUAACAGGAAGGACGAUAAUAGCCGGGGCUUGUGGAUUAUGACAGGAGUUAUUGUAAGGGCGGCAGUAAAUAUGGGGUACCACCGCGACCCUGAACAUACUCCUGCUUUCUCGACCAUCGAAGGUGAAUAUAGACGACGGAUAUGGCUUUCUGUCAAGAGCAUGGAUGAAGUGGCGUCGUUUCUGUCUGGGUUCCCGCGGAUGACUCCAGCAAUUAACUCGGACGCAAAGGAACCGCUUAAUGUUCACGACUGGGAACUAGGAGAAGAUAUUAAAAGCCUCCCGCCCCCAAGGCCACUGUCCGAACCAACGGCAGCCUCGUAUCUGAUUAUCAAGGGACGCGUGUUUCACGCUCUGGGCGAGGUUAUUGACUUCAUUAACGGCCCCUGCCCGGACGACUAUACCAAGGUGAUUGAGAUCGAUCAGUUGUUGACCAAGGUGUGGUCGGAUGUUCCGAUUCAUAUGAGAGUGGAUGCGAAUGACGCAAAAUACAGCUCACCCCGGACUCCGGCCGACUAUUCAAAGUUACAGCUGGCAUGCAUGUACCACCAUGGCAUCUGUACCCUGCAUCGAAGGUUCAUCCGAAAACGUGCAACCUACCAGCCGGGCGACAUAUCCCGCUCUCGCUGCCUCACAUCGUCUCUGGCAUUGCUAGAGUACCAAAGACUACUACAGCCGUCCUGGUACGCCUACUCUCGAACACGACAAAUGCUGGCGCCUGCGGCCAUGACCAUCGCUCUUGAAUUGGCGAUAAGACGAAGAGAGUCGGGUGAGUUUUCAGCAGUCGAAUCUGACACUCUGAUCCAGGCACUGGAGGUCUCCGUUUCUCUUUGGAAGAACGCAUCGGAUUCUGGUGAUGAAACUUCAAGAGUAUACCAAAUAUUGGACGACAUGCUCCGGAGCUACCAAGCUGGCGGUGAACAGGGAGCCACAAAACCAGAGACUUAUCACUCUUCCGACCGCGGCGGAAGUUGUGGGUAUGACUAUGGCCUAUUUGAUGAAUCUGGCAUCGACUGGGCCUGGUGGGAUGAAUGGGCCAAAGAUUCUGGGCUGUGGGAAGACCAAGCCAUCCUCUUUUGA